Molecule: messenger RNA, 1884 nt
Organism: Peromyscus eremicus (cactus mouse)
Lineage: Eukaryota; Metazoa; Chordata; Mammalia; Rodentia; Cricetidae
Gene: Dok7
Product: docking protein 7
Exons: 10
Coding region: 58-1884 (608 amino acids)
Biological process (GO): neuromuscular junction development; positive regulation of protein tyrosine kinase activity
Molecular function (GO): protein kinase binding
Source: RefSeq, a predicted model, not a curated record
UCGGGCGCCCGGGGCGCGCGGAGAGGGCGCGGCGGGCGGCGGGAACCAUGACAGAAGAUGACCGAGGCAGCGCUGGUGGAGGGCCAGGUCAAGCUGCGGGACGGCAAGAAGUGGAAGAGUAGGUGGCUGGUGCUGCGCAAGCCAUCGCCGGUGGCAGACUGCCUGCUGAUGCUGGUCUACAAGGACAGGAGUGAACGCUCCAAGGGUCUGCGGGAGCGCAGCAGCCUCACCCUGGAGGACAUCUGUGGCCUGGAGCCUGCCCUGCCCUAUGAGGGCCUGGCCCACACUCUGGCGAUCAUCUGCCUGUCCCAGGCCGUCAUGCUGGGCUUUGAUAGCCAUGAGGCCAUGUGUGCCUGGGACACCCGUAUUCGCUAUGCACUGGGCGAGGUGCAUAGGUUCCAUGUGACGGUAGCUCCUGGCACCAAGCUGGAGAGUGGUCCAGCCACUCUGCACCUCUGCAAUGACAUCCUUGUCCUGGCCAAAGACAUCCCUCCAGCCGUCAUGGGGCAGUGGAAGCUAUCUGACCUCCGUCGCUACGGGGCUGUGCCAAAUGGAUUCAUCUUCGAAGGCGGGACCAGGUGUGGGUACUGGGCUGGAGUCUUCUUCUUGUCCUCAACUGAGGGAGAGCAGAUCAGCUUCCUGUUUGACUGUAUUGUCCGAGGCAUCUCCCCGACCAAAGGCCCAUUUGGACUCCGGCCAGUUCUUCCAGACCCAAGCUCUGGGGGGCCCACAGCCUCAGAGGAGCGUGUUGCCCAGGAGGCGCUGGAGGCCCUGCAGCUGGAGAAGCGACUUAGCCUGCUGUCACACUCCGGCAGGCCAGGCAGUGGAGGGGAUGAUCGAAGCCUGUCCAGCUCCUCUUCCGAGGCCAGCCACUCAGACAUCAGCGCCAGCAGCCGCCUCACUGCAUGGCCAGAACAGUCCUCGUCCUCAGCCGGCACAUCGCAGGAAGGGCCGGGGCUGGUGGCUGCCCAGGGUCCCGGAGAAGCCAUGCUGGGAGCCUCCAGGCCGCCACCCCUCAAGCCACUGCGGCCGCGACAGUUACAGGAGGUCGGCCGCCAGAGCUCCUCCGACAGUGGCAUCGCCACGGGCAGCCACUCCUCCUACUCGGGCAGCUUCUCAUCCUACGCUGGCAGCAGCCUGGACGUGUGGCGGGCUGGAGAGGAGUUUGGUUCUCUGCUUAGCCUGCCGCCUGGAGCCAGCGCACCUGAGCCCAAACUGUGUGCCUGCCCACCAGGGGUGGCCGAGUACCAGGUGCCCACCUCCUUACGACAGCACUAUGACACACCUCGAAGCCUGCGCCAGGCCCCCAGAGACCCAAGCCCAGCCUCUCAGGGCAGCUCUGACCACGGUUCAGCCACGGACUUGGGUGGUCAGGCACCUCCGGGGUGUCCCGCCAGUUGCCUGGGAGCGCGACGACGGGGCCAGGCAACAGAAGGCCCCGGCAGUGAAGCCACGCUGCCCAGUCCGUCCCCUGGCGAGUCCUGGGAAGCAGGCAGCCCCCAUGCGGGCCCACCUCCGGCUUUCUUUUUGUCAUGUUCAGUCUGUGGCGGACUCAAGGUCAUGGCUACUUCACCUUCUGGACUCAUGGGGACAUAUCCAGGAUCUCCAGGGCCCAUGGCGGCUGACAGCCCAGGGCCGGAACGACCACACAGCGAGAUGCACACGUAUGUGAAUAUCCCCAUCAGCCCUACCUCCCGAUUGCAGUUGCACUACAUGGGCCUGGAGUUCCCAGGGGCCAGUGGAGGUGUGCGAGGUGACUCCUCCUCCCGCUAUGCCCAGAUUGACAUCACAGCUACCGAGACAGCGCAUCGUGUGGGGGUCCGGCAUGCACAGACUCGGGAAGAACGAUUGCCAGAGUUGGAGCAGCGGAAGAAAGGGCCCUGA